CCCUCCCCAACGCCCCCUCCUUCCUCCUUUAUUCACUCCGAUUUAAGCUACCGGCUUGUGCUACCCCGGUCGUACGUGUUUGGUCUUCUAGAUCUUUUCCGCGUGUCAGGAGUGUGUGUGUCCUGUUGACUCGGUCGCGCGACGUUCUGCGAAAACCAGCGGCCCUCGCUCAUUCCUUCCCUCCUCGCACCUGCGGCCGUCUACACAGCGCUACAGCUACCCAGUGCCCACACCUUCCAUCAUGACGACCGUCGUUACGGCAGGAACUCCCCUGGCGGAGAUGCUCGGCCACGUUAUUCCGCCCAAGCUGGUCGAGAUGGGUUGGAGCUCCGACGGUGGCGACGAUUCAGCCUUGACGGAGUACGUGAUUCUGAUGCUGGUCAACGGCAAAACCCAGGAGCAAAUCGCCGGGGAGCUCUCCAACGAUCUCCUUGGCCUCGGGGAAGGCGAUACGCAAGCCCUCGACUUCUCGAGGUGGCUCUUCGAACAAGUCGAGACUCUCAAUCAACAGAUCAACGGUGGCGGUGCCCCGGGAUUCAACGAGCCUGGUCCUGCCCAGGCAAUCCCUUCCUUUGCGGACCAGGACAGCGCCACUCCUCAGAUGUCGAGCUUUGAAAACAGUGCUCAAGAUACCGACAUGAGCAUGGGUGAUGGCACCCCCGCGGACGACUCGAUACCGACGGGCCCGAAGGCGAUGCGGAAUGGCCGUGGGGGUGGAAGGGGUAGAAUGCUCAACCACAUCAACAGAACAUUGGAUCGGGGGGACUCCGCGCUACAUCGGGUUCAUGGCCAGGCGGGCGGUGGCCGGAUCAACGCCCACGGUCGAGACCGCGGACGGGGACGCUUGCAUCAGAACGGGGGAGGUCGGAUGCCUGGUGGUCGCCAGAUGGGAGGAAUGGGAAUGGGCGGCAUGAUGAACAUGACCCAGUCCGAUCAAAUGCAACUCAUGUCUCUCCUCGAAGAUCAGGCGCGCUUGAUGGCACAAAUGAUGCCCGGAUUCGUCCCCCCCGCCAUUAAUCCGGCAUUCCAGCAAAACGGACCCCAACAAGGCCGCUCUCUGUUUGAUCGCGUCGAACGGCAGCAUGGAAACCGGCGUCGUGGCCCGCGUCAUAACCACCCCAACGAUCAGAUGAACGACACCGAUAUGGAUAUGAAACCUGACCAGACCGGCCGGGAAGGCGAACAGGAUGAGAGCAAUACCAACACUGUAUGCCACUUCAACCUUCGGUGUACCAGGAAAGAUUGCCCAUUUGCCCAUCAGUCGCCGGCAGCUCCCGACGGCACUCCCGUGGAUGUCGCCGACGUAUGUUCCUAUGGUGCCGCUUGCAAGAACCGAAAGUGCACGGGGCGCCACCCUUCCCCGGCCGUCAAGACAGCGCAUCAGGCAGAGGCGUUCUGUCGAUUCUUCCCCAACUGUGCCAACCCCCACUGCCACUUCAAACACCCCAGCAUGCCCCUCUGCCGCAAUGGUGCCGACUGUACUACGGAGGGCUGCAAGUUUACCCAUCUCCAAACACCGUGCAAGUUCAGGCCGUGCCUGAACCCGAGCUGUCCCUACAAGCAUGCGGAGGGCCAACGAGGCGCGUUCCCCGAUAAAGUGUGGACUGCCGAGGGCGAAGAGGGCCACCACAUGAGCGAAAGGAAGUUCGUUGCGGAGGAGGAUGGCACGGAGGAACUGAUCAAGCCUGACACGGCUGAGGACGGUUCUCAGAGCCAUGAGAUUGUGACAUAAUCCGUGGCACGGACAUUUCGCCGCUAAUUUUUCUGACGACUCCAUAUUUUACAAUUCCCCUAUGAGGCUUGAUUCAAUGUACUAUUUCGUGGGUGUGCAAAUGACGGGUGACUGGGAGGGCGUUUCAUUUGAUUAUCUUCUUCUGGUGGUUGGGAAUGACAGAAAGAAUCUCACGGUUAUGUGUAAAUAGAAUCUGAAUAUCGGAAGUUUAGCUAUGUUUU
This is a messenger RNA of Aspergillus heteromorphus CBS 117.55, 1953 nucleotides long. Its product is annotated as mRNA-binding protein NAB2. The transcript is spliced from 2 exons. The coding region runs from base 242 to 1732 and encodes 496 amino acids. NCBI's taxonomy places the organism in Eukaryota, Fungi, Ascomycota, Eurotiomycetes, Eurotiales, Aspergillaceae. The record is from RefSeq and is a predicted model, not a curated record. Gene Ontology annotation, cellular component: nucleus; cytoplasm. Gene Ontology annotation, molecular function: poly(A) binding. Gene Ontology annotation, biological process: regulation of mRNA stability.